Daphnia pulex (common water flea) is the source of this 1333-nucleotide messenger RNA. Its product is annotated as cell wall protein DAN4-like. The coding region runs from base 79 to 1245 and encodes 388 amino acids. The record is from RefSeq and is a predicted model, not a curated record. The transcript has 3 exons. NCBI's taxonomy places the organism in Eukaryota, Metazoa, Arthropoda, Branchiopoda, Diplostraca, Daphniidae.
GCCCAAAAGACGCCGCAUAGUUUUGAAUGAUAUUAUCGAAAUUACGUUCGUAAAAAAGGAAUAGGACCAUUUAAAAUCAUGGUGAAAUGGUUCGGUAGCGAUUGCAUAUUGGUUGUGACGUUGCUGGUAAUUUUCGACGCCGUUAGACUUUUGAAUUUUCAAUCGCGGUUUAAGGAAAGUAUUUCUGAUUUGAAGGUCUUGUUUCCUAGUCUACUGGCCUCGCCACUGUGGAAGAAGAUCAAUCACCGGCCGAUAACUAAGGAGCAAUGGCACAAAAGAAUCGCCAACCAAAUCGACGACUGCUGCAGCAGCAAACCGAAAUACAAGCAAAUCGUUUACCUCGACAACAACAACAACAAGGCGAUGAGCAAUCGUCGAGAGUCGAACGUCGUGCUCAUCCGCCAAGAGAAUGCUUAUCCGCAAUCGGAGCAAGUUGACCAAGUCAAUGAAACGCUGGAGGAGGAUUCGUACGAUUAUUCCAGCCAAGAUGACGGCACGAAUUACAAUGAGCAACAAGAAAACAACGAAGAAGACGAAUACGAGAAAAAGAUUUGGAAGGCGAGUUUGAUCUUGGGGUCCAUCGGAAUGGCGUUCAGCAAAUGGGGACUCGUUACAAUUUCGCCACUUUUCGUCGUGCAACCGACCACUACAUCAACAACAACAACCACUACUACACCAACGACAACUACAUCAACAACCACAUCGACGACGACUACGACGCCAACAACAACGACUUCUACGACGUCGACAACUACAACCCCAACUACAACCACUUCAACAACAUCGACGACGACGUCAACAACUACUUCAACCACCACAACCACCCCAACAACAACAACUACUACAUCGACAACAACGCCAACAACUACUACUACACCGACAACAACAACUACUACACCGACAACUACAACAACACCAACCACAACGGUGGCACCAGUCACGUGCACGACCACAACGACAGCGACAACUGGAUCGUACAAAACCAUCCGGACUCCCGGGGCACAAGUAGCCCAGUGUCUCGCCAUCACGGUGGCUGUUGGCAGCAAAAUCCAAAUCACCUGCACGGCCGUCUACACGCAGGCCGGCACGUACACAAUGUUUUACACGAACGGCGGAACAACUCUCAUCACCGGUAUGGCCGUUGUGGGCACAACGUACACGUCGACGGACAACACGUUGACCAUCGAAUCCCUGGCCGGCAGUUCCAACAGUUCCACGCUUUGCUGCACAUGGAAAACGGUUUAAGAACGUCAUGACAUUCAAAUGUAAAGACCAUCAAAACAUGUAUGCAAAUCGUUACUAAGGCAGCCCAUUAAAUGAGAAAACUGAAAAG